Molecule: messenger RNA, 4801 nt
Organism: Ipomoea nil (Japanese morning glory)
Lineage: Eukaryota; Viridiplantae; Streptophyta; Magnoliopsida; Solanales; Convolvulaceae
Product: pleiotropic drug resistance protein 2-like
Exons: 21
Coding region: 235-4689 (1484 amino acids)
Cellular component (GO): membrane
Molecular function (GO): ABC-type transporter activity; ATP binding; ATP hydrolysis activity
Source: RefSeq, a predicted model, not a curated record
CAAUACACUUCUCAUAUUCAACAACCCUUUACUGCUCUCUUGCCAAAUAGGAGCUUCUCUCCCUUUUCAUCUACCACUUGGUGGAAACCACCCAACUCCAGAAAUGUGUGCAUUUGGAUGAUUGGAAUUGAGUAUCUUUUCUGUGUUUGGAAGAUCUGGAGUCCCUUGUGUUGAAACAAAAAAAUAAAUAAAAUUAAAGGGUGAUUGUUGAUUGAGUGUUAGAAGGGAGUGAAGAUGGCAGCAGCUCUGGCUGCAGAUGAUAUGGUCAGGUCUCUGAGUAGCCAGCGGUCCACGAGUAGGAGUAGAAGGAUGAGUUUUGGAUCGGGCAGUGCAAGGAGCUUGGCUUCUGCAAGUGUUAGGGAGGUGUUUGGUGCACCGGAUGGAGACGUGUUUCAGAGAAGUGCUAGGGAGAAUGAUGACGAAGAAGAGCUGAAGUGGGCUGCUAUCGAGAGACUUCCUACGUAUGAUCGGUUGAGGAAAGGGAUCUUGAAGCAAACGUUGGAUAAUGGAAAAGUUGUUCAUCAAGAAGUUGAUGUUCAAAACCUCGGGAUGCAAGACAAGAAGCUGCUCAUAGAGAGUAUUUUGAAAGUUGUGGAAGAGGAUAACGAGAGGUUCCUUAGAAGACUCAGAGACAGGACUGAUAGGGUUGGAAUUGAUAUUCCGAAAAUUGAAGUUCGAUAUGAGGAUCUGUCAAUUGAAGGAGAUGCAUAUGUUGGAUCCCGGGCACUGCCUACUUUGUUCAAUGCUACAAUGAAUAUGAUAGAGGGCUUCCUUGAAAAGAUAAGGAUAUUCCCAUCGAAGAAAAGAGUAGUCAAGAUACUCAAAGGUGUGAAUGGAAUUAUAAAACCAUCAAGGAUGACUCUUCUUCUCGGGCCUCCCAGCUCUGGGAAAACAACAUAUUUGAAGGCACUCGCUGGAGUAUUGGACAAAGAUCUUAGGGUUGAGGGGAAGAUCACUUAUUGUGGGCACGAGAUGUCAGAAUUCAUUCCUCAACGGACUUGUGCUUAUAUCAGCCAGCAUGACCUCCACCAUGGAGAGUUGACAGUGAGAGAGACACUGGACUUUGCAGGACGUGUUUUUGGAGUUGGAACUCGAUACGAGCUUCUCACAGAAUUGUCAAGGCGUGAAAGGGAUGCAGGAAUUAAACCUGACCCCGAGAUCGAUGCAUUUAUGAAAGCCACUGCAAUUGCAGGCCAAGAAUCUAGUUUGGUCACGGACUAUUCACUUAAGAUACUUGGUUUGGAUAUAUGUGCUGAUAUAAUGGUGGGUAAUGAGAUGAUGAGGGGCAUAUCAGGUGGACAGAAGAAGCGUGUCACCACAGGAGAAAUGUUGGUUGGUCCUGCAAAAGUUUUUUUCAUGGAUGAAAUCUCUACGGGUCUCGACAGUUCCACAACGUUUCAAAUUGUUAAAUUCAUGAGGCAAAUGGUCCAUAUCAUGGACGUGACAAUGAUAAUAUCUCUUCUUCAACCUGCACCUGAAGCAUUUGAUCUUUUUGAUGACAUAAUUUUGCUUUCCGAGGGGCAAAUCGUGUAUCACGGUCCACGUGAGAAUGUUGUUGAGUUUUUCGAGAGUGUGGGAUUUAAAUGCCCAGAAAGGAAAGGAGUUGCUGACUUUCUCCAAGAAGUUACUUCCAUGAAGGACCAAGAACAGUAUUGGUACCGAAAAGAUGAACCGUAUCGUUUUAUUUCAGUAGCUGAAUUUGCGAAUCAUUUUAGCAAUUUUCACGUUGGACAUAAACUAUACGAUGAGCUCUCAGUUCCUUUUAACAAGAGUAGAACCCAUCCUGCAGCAUUGGUUACUGAGAAGUAUGGUAUUUCCAAUAUGAAGCUCUUCAAGGCGUGUUUAUCUAGGGAAUGGCUAUUGAUGAAACGCAACUCCUUUUUAUACAUAUUCAAGACAUUCCAGAUUACCGUAAUGUCAAUAAUUACUUUCACAGUAUUCUUUAGGACAAAGAUGAAAUCUGGAACGAUAGAAGAUGGAGGGAAGUUUUAUGGAGCACUGUUUUUCAGUCUCAUCAAUGUGAUGUUUAAUGGAACAGCAGAGCUUGCAUUGACCAUCUUCAGACUUCCUGUGUUUUUUAAACAAAGAGAUUCUCUGUUUUUUCCGGCUUGGGCUUUUGCACUUCCGAUUUGGCUCAUGAGAGUCCCCCUUUCACUCAUGGAAUCUUUCAUAUGGAUUAUUCUUACUUAUUACACCAUUGGCUUUGCUCCUUCUGCUAGUCGGUUUUUUCGCCAAUUCUUGGCCUUCUUCUCUUUGCAUCAGAUGGCCUUGUCCCUCUUCCGUUUUAUUGCUUCACUUGGAAGAACACAAGUGGUUGCAAACUGUUUUGGGACUUUUAGUUUGCUGGUAGUCUUUGUUCUUGGUGGUUUCAUUGUUGCUAAAGAUGACCUUGAACCGUGGAUGAAAUGGGGAUAUUACGUGUCUCCCAUGUCUUACGGACAGAAUGCUAUAGCCAUCAAUGAAUUUCUUGAUAAAAGAUGGAGCUCUCCGGUUAAUGUUUCGGGAUUCCAGGAGCAUACAGUAGGCUUGGUGCUUCUUAAGUCGAGGAGCAUGUAUUUAGAUGACUACAUGUACUGGAUAUGCGUCAUUGCCCUUUUAGGAUUCUCGCUUCUCUUCAAUGUCUGCUUUAUCAUUGCACUCACAUACUUAGAUCCCUAUGGAGACUCUAAAUCCGUUAUCCCUGAUGAGAAAGAUACUAAUCGUAAGACUAAAGGCAAGUUAAAUCCCUAUAGUAAAGCAGCCAGAGACGGGAGUUCAUCGUCUACACCUCCUCCUAUGUUUGAAGGCAUUGAUAUGGGUGUAAGGCAUUCUGGACGAGGCUUAAGUAGCGAACAGAAAGCGAGCAAGAAAGGGAUGGUGCUUCCAUUCCAGCCUCUUUCUCUUGCAUUCAACCAUGUGAAUUACUAUGUUGAUAUGCCGGCUGAAAUGCAAAAACAAGGAAUUGAAGAGACGCGUCUCCAGUUAUUGCAAGACGUGAGUGGUGCUUUCAGGCCGGGGGUUCUAACAGCAUUGGUUGGUGUAAGUGGAGCUGGGAAGACCACCUUGAUGGAUGUCCUAGCAGGAAGAAAAACGAGCGGCUAUACCGAGGGAACCAUCAACGUUUCUGGUUACCCCAAGAAUCAAUCGACUUUUGCUCGUAUAAGUGGCUAUUGUGAACAGAAUGAUAUUCAUUCUCCACAUGUUACAGUUCACGAGUCUCUUGUAUACUCUGCCUGGUUGCGUCUUUCUCCAGAUGUCGACAAGCAAACAAGAAAGAUGUUCAUUGAGGAAGUGAUGGAGCUGGUUGAGCUGAAUCCUUUGAGGGAUUCUCUCGUUGGGCUCCCGGGGGUCGAUGGCCUCUCGACUGAGCAGAGAAAGCGGUUGACAAUAGCUGUGGAACUCGUUGCUAACCCAUCCAUCAUCUUCAUGGACGAACCCACAUCAGGCCUCGACGCUAGAGCUGCUGCAAUCGUGAUGCGAACCGUGAGAAACACUGUGGAUACAGGACGAACCGUCGUCUGCACAAUUCACCAGCCAAGCAUAGAUAUCUUUGAAGCAUUCGAUGAGCUUCUGCUGAUGAAGAGGGGAGGGCAGGUCAUCUAUGCAGGGCCUCUUGGUCAUCACUCUCACCGGUUGAUACAAUAUUUCGAAUCUGUACCGGGGAUUCCUAAAAUCAGAGAGGGAUAUAACCCCGCUACCUGGAUGCUUGAUAUCAGUGCUCCUGCAGUUGAGGCUCAACUUGAUGUCGACUUUGCAGAAAUCUAUGCUAACUCUGAUCUCUACCGGAGGAAUCAAGAACUCAUCGAGCAGUUGAGCACUCCAGCCCCGGGUUCCCAAGACCUUCACUUCCCAACAAAAUACGCCCAACCUUUCAUCACUCAAUGCCACGCUUGCCUGUGGAAAAUGCACUGGUCUUACUGGAGGCAUCCACAAUACAAUGCAAUCCGGUUUUUCAUGACAACAGUGAUAGGAAUUAUAUUUGGAGUUAUUUUCUGGAAAAAGGGGAAGCAAACGUCCAAACAACAAGACCUGUCGAAUCUUAUGGGAGCUAUGUAUGCUGCUGUUUUGUUCCUCGGAGGAACAAAUACUAACGCUGUGCAGUCUGUAGUAUCCGUAGAGAGGACAGUCUUCUAUCGAGAAAAAACAGCAGGGAUGUAUUCUGCACUGCCUUACGCAUUUGCUCAGGUGGGCAUAGAGACUGUGUAUAUUGCAAUCCAAACCUUAAUUUACAGCAUUCUGCUGUACUUCAUGAUUGGAUUCGAGUGGGACGCUGGGCGCUUCUUCUGGUUCUAUUACUACAUCUGCAUGUGCUUCCUAUACUUCACAUCCUAUGGAAUGAUGCUCGUCGCCCUCACUCCAAGCUACCAGAUUUCUGCCAUCGUCAUGACAUUCUUCCUCAGCUUUUGGAAUCUCUUCUCCGGGUUUCUCAUUCCAAGAACGCAAAUCCCGGUGUGGUGGAGGUGGUACUAUUGGGGAUCCCCCGUCGCUUGGACCAUAUACGGCCUCAUUACGUCUCAGAUUGGUGACAAAACAGAUCCGGUGGCCAUUCCCGGGGCUGCAGACAUGACAGUGAAGGACUAUCUCAAAGAUAGCUUGGGAUUUGAUUAUGACUUCCUUGGUGUAGUUGCAGCUGUUCAUGUUGCCUGGGUUCUUCUCUUCUGCUUUGUCUUUGCCUAUGGCAUCAAGUUCCUUAAUUUCCAAAGGAGAUAGGACUGGAUAGGAUAGGAUAGAUAGAUAAAGCAAAUUUCCUUCCAUUCUUAUAAGAGCCCCACAAUACUAAGUGUUAAAAUUUUUAAUUUGUUUAUAGAAUACGGAAUUUUAA